AUGUACACCAUCAAGCCAAAUAGUCUAAUAGCGAAAGCAACAUUUGAAAAUGGUAUAAAGAAAACGAAUGUUGGGGCUGUUGGCGGCUAUUGCGCGUUGAGGUGGUUUAUAACUGCAACCUCAAAAUCACGUCAGCGUCACCGUACACUGGACUUUGAGAAUAAUGGAAGAGACCAUUUGCAAGUCUCUGGUAAUAGUAGUGAUAUCAGCAACAAGGUUUCUGGGCCGGAUUCUUGUAAUUUAGCUGAUAGAGACCGAAGAAACAAAAAUAAUCGCAAGUUUGCGCCUUCGUCCAUAAGGUAUUUGCAUAACGUUACUAAACCACGAUUCAGAUUCACUGUGGCGGAAGCAUAUUGUCCAAAAAAGCGAUACGAAUAUGACCAUCAGGAAAGAACACCAAGAGAUUCAAGGAAUGACAUUCUAGGCGGCAGACUUGGAAGGGCCCACACUGGCGAGGACUCUUUUUUUAUCAAGGAGUGGACUUCAGAUGGUCCCCUUAAAGGGUCGCUAGCAUUUGCAGUGGCUGAUGGAGUUGGGGGAUGGGCAGCGAUUGGAGUUAAUCCGUCUAAGUUCAGCCAUGGCUUGUGUGAAAGAAUGGCUAGUGAAUUCAAGCGGACCGAAGAUGCGCUCAGUUUGCAAGACCCAAACAGUGAGACAUACCACGAUGAUAGAACAACCACAGCUUCUCCUCAAAGUUUGCUUACUUCGGCAUACAAAAGCCUGAAGGAUGAAGGUGACAGCUAUGCUGGAGGGUCUACUGCUUGUGUCGGUGUAGCCUCGGCCUUUACAGGUAUGCUCAGCAUAGCAAACAUUGGUGAUUCUGGUUUCUUUAUAUUUAGACAGCGACGGGUAUACAGGCGGUCAACCCCACAGACACACCAGUUCAAUACUCCUUUCCAACUUUCAAUAGUUCCAAAAUCAAUGGCAAAACGUCGUGGGAGAAGUCCAAUAUCGGAUGACCCUCAAGAUGCAGACCUUUCUCAACAUCAGUUGAAGCACGGAGAUGUGGUGGUUUUGGCGACUGAUGGCCUUACUGAUAAUGUAUUUGCACAAGAGAUCCUGAAAGUAGUGACUAAUGGUAUGUGGCACUCUCGGAGUUGGAUUCAUGAAGACGAAGCUGCCAUUGAUGAUUUGGAGCCUGUGGAUUUACAGGCGGGUGCACAGGAAAUAGCCCAGAACCUUGUUCGGGCAGGUAUUAAUGCCUCACUAGAUCCAAAUAGUGAAUCUCCUUUCACAUUGCGUCUACGGCAAGAAAUGGGCUUUGUGGCGCCUGGUGGUAAGCCAGACGAUAUCACGGUGCUUGUAAUGCUCGUAGAAGAGUUAAAUCAUGACGGAGAUGGGUUGUAA
Molecule: messenger RNA, 1347 nt
Organism: Sugiyamaella lignohabitans
Lineage: Eukaryota; Fungi; Ascomycota; Dipodascomycetes; Dipodascales; Trichomonascaceae
Gene: PTC7
Product: type 2C protein phosphatase PTC7
Exons: 1
Coding region: 1-1347 (448 amino acids)
Source: RefSeq, a predicted model, not a curated record